Molecule: messenger RNA, 2508 nt
Organism: Penicillium odoratum
Lineage: Eukaryota; Fungi; Ascomycota; Eurotiomycetes; Eurotiales; Aspergillaceae
Product: DUF803 domain membrane protein
Exons: 2
Coding region: 1-2508 (835 amino acids)
Biological process (GO): magnesium ion transport
Cellular component (GO): membrane
Molecular function (GO): magnesium ion transmembrane transporter activity
Source: RefSeq, a predicted model, not a curated record
AUGGACUUCCGACAACAGCCCCUCGGGAUGGGCUCUUUUUCCUCUUUCGCGUCUUCGAUGAUCGCGUCCUCCACUUCUACCCCAUAUACCCUCGCCUCCUAUACGCCGCAUCUUCAUUUCGCAACACCUACCUCGACUCCCAUACCGCAUUUUGAAAAUCCGAACGACCAAGGGGAUAUGAAAAAAUGGUCUUCGCUGAUCGGUAUCGUAACGGCUUUGAUCGGAAAUGUUCUGAUUUCCCUGGCUCUCAACAUCCAGCGCUACGCACACAUCCGCAUCUCCCGUGAAUACGAACUCGAUAAGCUCCACAAAGAAGACAAUUGGCGGCAGUCACAAUCUGAGGCUGGGGAUUUGAAUCAAUAUGGGAAUGUUGGACAGAAUAGUACUCAGGUCCGUGGCCGGGGGAGAUUGCCGCCGCACAACCGGCGCCGCAGCAGUGAACACCGGGAGUUCGCGGCGUAUCAUGAUGAUGAGAAUGAGACUUCUGCAAGCCGCCGUAAUGGCCAUUCGGCGUCGGAAAGCCGUAUGCGUGACUCCUUUGCGUCUGAUCGCACUGCUCGCCCGGGUGACUCGGAUGGGCGCAAGUCUUAUCUCCGAUCUCCAUAUUGGUGGGCUGGUAUCAUUCUCAUGUGUCUUGGAGAGACAGGCAAUUUCAUGGCAUAUGGCUUUGCACCGGCAUCGAUCGUGUCACCGCUUGGUGUGGUAGCUUUGAUCUCAAACUGCGUCAUUGCGCCGUGCUUGCUGAAAGAACAGUUCCGAGGCCGAGAUUUCUGGGGAGUAUUAGUCUCUAUCGCUGGUGCUGUGGUUGUUGUACUGAGCGCCAAGUCCUCUGAGGAGAAACUUGGUCCUGAUGAAAUCUGGGCUCGGAUUACCACUUGGGAGUUUGAGCUUUAUCUUGGGUUGACCAUAGGGCUGAUCGCCGUUCUCAUGUGGGGCAGUUACCAAUACGGCCCUCGCUCUAUUUUGAUUGAUGUGGGACUUGUGGCACUUUUUGGUGGAUACACAGCUUUGUCUACUAAGGGUGUUUCCUCGCUACUGUCAUUUACCCUAUGGCACGUCAUCACAUACCCCAUCACAUACCUGCUUGUCUUCGUCCUGAUUUCCAGUGCAUUGAUGCAGAUUCGCUACAUCAAUCGUGCUCUGCAACGCUUUGAUUCUACCCAAGUCAUUCCGACUCAGUUCGUCCUUUUCACCCUAUCUGUGAUCAUCGGCAGUGCGGUCCUCUACCGUGAUUUCAAUUCCAUGUCUGCUGUUCGCGCAGGAAAGUUUGUCGGAGGCUGUCUAAUGACUUUCUUGGGAGUCUACUUCAUCACAAGUGGUCGGGUUCGCUCUGAUGGCGAGUCUACAUUUUCAACCGAAGAUGAGGAGGAAGCAAUUGGCUUGCUGAAUGGUGAAAGAUAUCGGGACAGAGUUGAUUUAUCUCCCCUUUCUCAGCCACUGAGAGCAGCCAAAUCGUUGCACGAGCCUGAGAAUGGUUACGAUGGUGCGGAGUCACCUUCAAGGUCCCUAAUCAGCCAGGGAAUUGACGGCGUGGAUGACGACGAACCCACACCGCGGGGUGCGCUUUCGGCAGCACCAUCUUCGCCGGCAGGCUCCUUAACUGCGGGUUCAGCCCUGUCAGGACCCUCUUUCGAAGAUCCUUCACCAUUGCGCCCCCCAUCUCGUAUGUCCAACCCUUGGGCAGAAUUCCAGGAUCAGGCUGUCGGGUCCCCGAAAUCUGACCUGGAGCCCCACCGUCCAACGACACCUCCACAUGGCGAAGCCACUGAUAUGGCAUCAACGGUGUUGCUUCGCUUCCCUUCCGUCCCAGGCAUAGAUGAGGGUUCACCUGGUGCCAAUACCACAAAUGUUCGGAGAGCCUCAACGCCUGCUGUGGGUGGUUCGCCCCAACUUGGUGACAGGGCUCACGCAAUUCUCGAAACUCCUACGCGACGUACCUUGCGCAAUUCCAUCUCGCAUCGAUUCUCCCCCGGUCCCCUUCUUCCCACACUCUCGGGUGGCUUUAGUGCUGUGGUUGCAGAAUCUCUCCGACGAGGUGAAGGCAGCCCUUACAAGGACCGUUCUGGUAGGCGUAAAGCCGGACGCCGGAGACAAGUCGACGGCAUGUUCACAGACACUUCAUUUCGUGAUCAUGAUGGGGAUGUAGGGCCACUUGGUGAGCCGCAAGGGCUCGAAACCCCUCUUUCACUGGCAACAGCACGACUACAAACAGCUACAAACCUAGUCGAUCCGUCUGCGGAGGCUGGCCGUUCAACUCCUGCCCUUGCCCCCCAAAUCCACAACCCGCCAACCCUGAAGACGGACGAAGAGGUCACUCGCCUUCGCAGCUUCAGUGACUCGUGGAGUGGUGGGCUUGCAUGGUUAGGUGGUGCAUUGCGAAGAACUUCACAUCAAGAGCACGCAGACAGCGGUGCGGUGACGCAAGGAACUGUGACACCCCGGAGCGAUACACCGGCUGCUCUGAGCAGUGAUCCCCUCAGCAACAACGACCCCGAAUCUCGAUCAUAA